GGCAACCGGGUUCUGGCCGCGCAGGUGUUGGGUUCUGCAGUUCCUUUCGGUUGUGAUGGUCGCGAUGUUUUUCUCCGAGGCUGGGGCCCGGCCAUGGACGUGGGAAGCCAGCCCCUCAGAACACAAGAAAUGGGUGAAAGUAUUUAAAGCAUGCGAUGAAGAUAACAAAGGCUUCCUAAGCAGAGAGGACUUUAAAGUUGCUGUCUUAAUGCUGUUUGGGUACAAGCCCUCCAAGAUUGAAGCUGAUUUCGCGAUGUCUUCAGUAAAUCCACAUGCUUCCGGUAUAUUGCUUGAGGAGUUUUUAAGUAUUGUUAGAAAAAAGAAGGAAGUUCGACUCCAUUGGAAUGAAAUAAGACACAUCUUCACAGCUUUUGACAGGCACUAUCAUGGGUAUUUAACUUUGGAAGAUUUCAAGGAAGCAUUUAAGCAGGUGGCUCCCAAGUUAUCAGAAAGGACUGUUCUGGACGCAUUCAGCUUCUCCGAAAACGGAGCCGGUGACCACCAGCCGUCCCACCCCUGUAGUUUUGUUUCAUUUUCCAGGGAAGUAGAUCAAGACUCAGAUGGUCUUGUCAGCUUUAGAGACUUUGAAUAUGCCAUGAACUAUGGACAAAAUGAAGCCCAACUAUUGUGAACUGCUUUUGGCAACCUCUGGGGAGACACAUAGGUUGUAAUGUGUGUUUAAACGUCCAACUCCA
Messenger RNA from Enhydra lutris kenyoni (northern sea otter), 695 nucleotides. Its product is annotated as EF-hand calcium binding domain 11. Gene Ontology annotation, cellular component: cytoplasm. The transcript is spliced from 8 exons. Bases 56 to 631 code for a protein of 191 amino acids. The record is from RefSeq and is a predicted model, not a curated record. Lineage: Eukaryota; Metazoa; Chordata; Mammalia; Carnivora; Mustelidae. Gene Ontology annotation, molecular function: calcium ion binding.